This is a messenger RNA of Python bivittatus (Burmese python), 2896 nucleotides long. The record is from RefSeq and is a predicted model, not a curated record. NCBI's taxonomy places the organism in Eukaryota, Metazoa, Chordata, Lepidosauria, Squamata, Pythonidae.
GAAAUCCCCAGGCUGCAACUGGGCAACCGUCCGAAUUACAUCUUUGUGCCGAACUCUGGGAACUACACUGCGAGAAAACCAGUGUGAACCAUGCUGUCUCUUGGCGCCGUGAAAGAUGGCGUCAUCCUACCCAGUGAGGAAGACCGGAAACGGAUUAUUACCCAAAUGAAAGUACGGACAACCCUGAAAGGAGACAAGAGUUGGAUCCAGCAGAAGUCUGAUCCUGAGGUGAAGCAGAACCACAGUCCUUUGGUAGCGUGUACAGCGCCAUCUUCCCAAGAAGAACCACAGUCUCCUUCAGCCCAGAAAAAUCUUCCUCCAAAGUCUCCUAGCACCACAUCAUCUUCUGGGUAUGCCAAGAACUUCAGCCAGACCGCCUUCUCCCAAGGGCACAAGAUGUCCACUGAGGAUUACAAAAAACUAGCUCCCUACAAUAUUAAGCGUGAACUCUCACACCCAGGAGAUGGAGAACCGUCUGUUUCUCCAGAGGAGCAAAAAAAGAGGACAGAAGCUGCAAGCAGUGUGCUCAGGCGAACGGCCGGCAGAGAACGCUCCUACGUCCUUUCAGCCGCCAAGAAAAGCAGCGGAAGUCCAACACAAGAGGGACCAGCCUUGGUGGCCAAGAGGGUUGACGUAGAAGAUGACAUUGGUCCACGAUCCAGAAGUCAGACCGUACCUGCCUCAGCAUGGUUUAGUAGUCGUGGGAAGAGCAGUACUAAUGGAGAAAGAAGAACCUCAGAAUCUCCCUGGAGUGAAUCAAGAUCAGCAAAUAUUUCUGUGAGAACCAGUGUUGACACAAACAGCUGCAGAAACGUGGCCUCAAAACCCUACCUUGGAACCUCAUUCAACUACUCCAAGUCUAUGGAGAGCAGUUACAGAUCAGAUCAGGAGAAGCAUGAAAUGAGUUCCGGACAUGAUUCUGCCCCCAGGAUCCCUACUUCUCCAAAGAGAAGUGAGAAGAAUGAAUUGCAGAGUCCCACGUUUUUUGACAAAUCUGGCCUGGAGCACGAACAGGGACUCUCCAAUGGAGAAGGAAAACAUAAGGACCUGACCUCAAGAGUUGCAGAAUUCUGCAAACAUCAGCCAAUCACAGAGAAGGAAAACACUGGGGCUUCCUCAGGCAUGGGAUACAGCAGAUCGACCGUCCUUGACAACAGUGAGGGUGUUGACUCAACAAGAAUCUACUCAGAGCAGGAGAAUCCAAGCAACACAGAAUAUAAAAAGGUGGAAGGUUACCUGGCUAAGUCUGAGCCACAGCCUGGGGAAAGUCGUCUGAGCACCACUGGAAUCCAGUGUGAACUCCUAAGUCCUGCCAAGAGGGAGGAAUCAGAUGUGGACACUACCAGGUACGGAUCCCUUGCCAGAGAGAGUACAGUUGUCUCUCCAGAGAACCAAUACAGACAGCAGGGGUCAGAUGAAGGUUCAGCUGGUAUGUCUUACUACCCCUUCAGAGACCCUGGGACUAGCUUUCCAAAAAGCCAUAGAGUGCCCUUCUAUAAGGACAUCUGUGACACAGAGAAUGGAAGGAAUUUGAUGGAUUCGGAGGUAAAGGAUGCCACUGCUUCCUCCCAGCUGAAGACCUCUUCUAGUUAUGAUUCAGAUUCUUCCACAUCAGGCAAAGGUCUCCUCUUUGUGAAAGAAUCCAUCAAAAGCAUGGAAUUGUCCUCCUCACCACGUUACAACAGUCGCAGCUUGGUUGACUUGUCUGAGCUCGAGAAACCAAGCUACAGCAGUGCUAGCUAUCUGAAUAACACACCUCCAAAAAGGCCUUUGGAAGAUGUUUGUACUUAUUGUGGCCGAGUAAUCCGCAACUGUGCCAAGAUAUCUGUGGAGAACCUCAACAUCUGCUGCCAUGAAUACUGCUUCAGAUGUGGAAUUUGCCACAAGCCAAUGGGAGAUCUCUUGGAGAAAAUCUUCAUUCAUCGGGAUAUUGUCCACUGUGAUAAGUGCUAUGAGAAGCUCUUUUAGAUUUCACGGAAUGGAACAGCCUGCCCCAAGAGAAGCCUGCCUUUCUCUCUGUGCCUGGGUUCUUCUAAGUACCCUUUGAUCCAGCAAGCACCCUCUUUCCUCUGCUCUCAAGCCAUUCCUCCUUCCUCCUCUUCCGUCAGGCCAGGCGAUUCACAUUCAGCAAUGAUGGAGUUCGGUCACGGGCAGACUGUGGACAGAAUGGUCUCCCUGGGGAUGCUGCAUCCGUGAUCACGCGCGUUGCUGCCGGGGUUUCAUCUUGCUGCAUCUGGGGGCUCCUCUGGCUCAGCGGCUGUAAAACGGUCUUGGUUGCUUGUCCCAAAGUCCUUUCUUCCAGGGUGGCGCCCUGGAUAAUCCAUUCAUUCAAUCUGGCCAGCAAGUGAUAAAAGCAGGCUUUAGCAGGAAUGAAAGCAAGCAGCAUUACCUGUAAAAAAAAAAGGGGGGGGUCGACUUAUCUUUACCAGGGACAUUUCUUAUUCCAGGCAUUUAUCCCUGGGGAAGGAGGUCGUGAGCCACACUUAGGAAAGUUCAAUUCCAAAACACGGGCCUUGAAUGCCAAGGGUUCUAAAUGGGUGUGCAAAACGUUUUGAUUGAAACCACCUCCAGCUCGAAACGCCUCUUUUCAACCAUUUCAGGAGAGUUUGGCGCUUGAAACUCUCCAGAAUUACUUGAAGAGUUAAGAAUCUCAAUGUUUUGCACACCCCUGCUUCUGCGUUUGCCUUCUGGCAUCCCUGGGUUUGAUUUGAUUUUGAAAGGCCGUGCAUCAGGCAUUGAGAUUAGGCCUCCUACAGUCUUUUACCAUUGGCUGAGGCUGAUGGGAGUUGGAAUCCAAAGCAUCAGGAGAGUCACUAUCUUGCUUGCUCUCGUUCUACCCAGAGUAGAAAAUAUUGAGCUAACUCAGCGUUUUUCAAAUUUGGCAACUAUAAGAUAU